Molecule: messenger RNA, 3397 nt
Organism: Alligator mississippiensis (American alligator)
Lineage: Eukaryota; Metazoa; Chordata; Crocodylia; Alligatoridae
Gene: MCEE
Product: methylmalonyl-CoA epimerase
Exons: 3
Coding region: 1031-1609 (192 amino acids)
Biological process (GO): L-methylmalonyl-CoA metabolic process
Cellular component (GO): mitochondrion
Molecular function (GO): methylmalonyl-CoA epimerase activity
Source: RefSeq, a predicted model, not a curated record
GGGCAGCGACUGCACUGGGGGGGAGGGCGCUGCUGCCACAGGCACGUCCUUGGCCUUGGUGGCGUCUGCUGGCCGCAGCGUCCCCCCAGCAGCGGGCGUGGGAGACUUGUGGAGCUGGUGGCUCGAGCCCGGCGGGGCGGGUUUCCCUUGUGCACGGCCGCCCGGCCCCGCCGCCGUCGGGGCAGCUUCCCUGCGCGCGGCCUGGGGAGGGAAAUCUCCCCUCCGUUGGCAGAGGCCUGUGGCUGCCUUUGCCGCACUCAUUUGUACCAGUCUCGUGCAGCUUAAGGCCUCCUGUUCCUGUUCUUGCCCCCCCCCUGCGCAGUGUGAUUGACGGUCUCUCCUGGGAGCCAGCCGUCUGAAUUGCUGUGUCCAAACCGUGCUAUUUUGUUUGUUUAACUGAUGACUUGAUCUGGAGCGGGCUGUUGAAUGCCUGGCAUAGCCCUGCCUAGGCUGGUGUUUGAUAAGGGAGCUGAGGCCCAGUGCCUGGGUCUCCUCUAGGCCCGGGUCUCAUCUAUGCCCCUGAGUAUAUAAGGGGUGCACCAGGCUGUGGGAGAACAGUUGUUCGCCAGGGCUCCCCAAGGUCUAACGGCCACAAACUUAUGGUGGUGCAAGCACCGACUCUGGACUCAUUCAAAAAAUGUUUGGAUGCUUAUCUUGCUGGGAUCAUUUGACCCCAGCAGACUUUCUGCCUAUGGCAGGGGGGCUGGACUGGAUGAUCUCACAAGGUCCCUUCCAGCCCCUAAUGUCUAUGAAAUCUAUGUCAAGGACAGGAUCCUGGGCUGCAGCAAAAAGGCACUUAACCCAUGGGAGAGGUGGCACCUUGCUGAUCCCAGAGAGAUCCUGGAGUCAUCGAGGCGAUUCUAGUGUACAUUAGAGAAGCCUGAAGGCCAACGUAAAGCGUGCUGGCUGCUACUGUCCCUAACGGUUAUUGGUCCUUUCAGAUUGCUGGGCUUUAGGAAUAACAGGCCGUGAUCCAUUUGUGCUUGUGCCAGUGUGGGGAAGGCAGUGUUGGAUAUUUUCUUAUGCCUUAAUGCCGCAUGAGGACCCUCUGUUAGCUAGAAUGUGGCUUCACUCGGACACACAAGAGAAUUGGGUGCAACUGAUUAACUGGUGUCAGGGUCUUCUUGCCGGGUUGCAAGCUACUUCUUUCUCAAUCAGAACUUCAGCCACAAUUUCCUCAACUGAAAAAGUUCCGCAUUCUUUGUGGAAACUUGGCCGUCUCAAUCAUGUAGCAAUUGCAGUCCCUGAUUUAGAAAAGGCCCGAUCUUUGUACAAAGAUGUGCUAGGAGCCCAGGUGAGUGAGACAGUUCCUCUUCCUGAACAUGGUGUCUACACUGUUUUUGUGGAACUGGGAAAUACGAAGCUGGAACUGCUGCACCCUCUUGGAGAGAGAAGUCCAAUUGCAGGCUUUCUGCAGAAAAACAAAGCUGGAGGAAUGCAUCAUGUCUGCAUUGAGGUGGAUGAUAUAACAGCAGCAGUGGCAGAACUGAAGAAAAGAAAGAUCCGAAUAUUGAGUGAAGAGCCCAAAAUAGGUGCACAUGGCAAACCAGUGAUUUUUCUUCACCCUAAAGAUUGCCAUGGAGUACUUGUGGAACUCGAACAAGCAUGAGCUGUGUUACUAAUAGCUGAAACUAUGAAUUAAUUGCAAGCCUCAUUAGAUGGUGUCAGGAAUUGUAAUAUGCCUUUCAAUGAUAAGUCACUGUACUGAAUCUUUUUUUCUUGUUGAUUAGGCAUCUCAGCUCUUGACUAUUGAAACAUAGCAUUGGGUAUAGGAGGAACCUAAAGCACUGGUAACCUUCAUCAUUUGGGGCUAUAAUUUGUUGUCUUUCUGGUACAGAUCUUAAGAAAUAAUAUUAACAUUUUGCUCAAAUUCCCCUAGACCUGGGCUGACCAUAUGGACAUCCAGGACAUAAUACCGGACACUGCCUCCCUCUCCUUCCCCCCCCACCCCCCAAAUGGACAUCCGGGACAUAAUACCGGACACUGCCUCCCUCUUUCCCCCGCCCCCCCAUCCUCGGCGCGCUCACAAAUUGGUAGAGGCAGGGCUGUGUGCUGGGCAGGCAGCAGUGCCUGCCUGACAACCUGCAAGGCCCUCUACACCACUCUGACUCCUGGUCAGACUGUGCCUUGUACGCCUGCAUUUCCAGGAUGCCCAUUGUAAUUUCCAACAGCCAGCAGGGACCAGCCUCAGAAAUCUAGGACUGUCCCAGCUAAAAUGGGACAUGUGGUCACCCUACUUAGACUAUGAAUCUAUAUAGCAACUCAUGAGCUGGGUUGCAUAUAUUAAAUAUAAUGAAUUAUUUUCUGUUGCAUCACAGUUUGUAGCAUAAUCUUAUCUCUGUUGCCACAGAAACUGGGGGUUUAUAGGUCGCCCCACGUAAGUUUUCUCUCUCUUUCAGUGAGGACCCACUUCUCAAUUACAAUAUAUUUCUUAAGGGAAUAUCUGAGCUAGGUCAACAAGAGAACACCCCAUUUUUUUGCUUUUGCUGCCACAAGAGCUAUCUGAGCUUCACAUCGAUUGGUUUAUUCAAUAAAAACCUUGCAUUAUUGCUUGGGUUUCUGAGAUUGCUAAGCAACUUUUAUCUAGCAUAACAAUUAGUGCCAAGAAAACAUUCUGUGUAUGUCACAAUGUUGUGGCUUUACAUACACUAUGUAUGUGAAAAAUCAAGAUUCCUUGAUCUGUUUGAAAUGCAUGCUGGAUUACAGAAAUUAAAACUUCAGUUUUGUCAGCUGGUGUACACAGUUAACCUGUGCUGUUUUCUUUUCUUUUUUUCUUAAGUGACCUCCUAUGCCUACGCUAAAAAUUGACUAAUCAGAAAAUAUGGGGCAUAUAUGCAAAAGACUAGUGAGUAAUAUUUUCACAUACUAUAUAUUACAGGGGGUUUUUUUGUUUUUCUUCUUGAAGGCAUUUAUGAAAACAGUGCUUAUGAUUUACAAAAAGGCAGCAUAUUAACAGGUCAGUUAAUGAAAAACUUGUAUGAAUUUUUAGAUUAUAAAAAAAAUAUAAAACAAAUACCUUGGGCCCUAAUCCUGGAAACAGUUAUGCAUGUCAACUUUCCAUGUUACUCAUUUCCCUGAAAUCAGCAGGACUGAUAUGAAUAUAUUUUUGUUGGAUUGGAGUUAGUAGAUUAAAUUGUUUCUUUCAAUCUCCCAAAGACCCCAUUUGAUUUUGAUGAAGAUAUCCACUGCCUGUGUAAACAAAGUGAGCAACAGUUAGCCAACCUCUAUUUAAAUUUCUUUGGUAUCACUACCAUAAUCUAUAAAAGUUGCAGAUGUGGUGUUCAUCCUUUUACGUGUAACCAAAUAAAAACUUUAUAUAAAUCCUUUAAAAAACAGAUUACUUGUUUGUGUUUGUUGCUUGUUUAUUUUAAACAGAAUAAAACAUUUCUGAAUUUCA